UUCAUUUGAAAUUAAUAAUUAAUUUGUAGUUUGUGGUAAUGAACUUAUCUUUCUAAAUUUUAAAUCAAUCAAAAGUGAGAGUUUCUUAUUUUGAUUGUGAUUAAAAGUCUCCAAGAUGACCGCUGAUCCUAAAUCUAAGUUAUCCGAGCUUCAAGCGACGAUAUCUAAAAUGUCGCUGGAGGCGUGCUGUGUCGCGGUAUUACCGGAGCUAGGGCUCUUCUGGGGCGACGUGUCACGCGCCAUGCGCGACUCGAGGAUGCCCAUGACGCCUACGAGCGCCGCGAGGGUGCUGAGCAGACAUAUAGCUCGCUCACUGCCAGCUGAAGAAUAUGAUGACUUGUUGAACCGAUUGAAGCUUAAAUUGGUAGCAACCCAGAGCCGAGUCUGGCACCUGAUCUCACUGUCGGAGCCCGAGUCGGAGGAGCCCGUGUCCGCGGCUGCCAUGACGUCGCGCGUGCGGCAUGCACUGCGGAAAGCAAAGGCUCCUAAGAAUAUGACCACUGUGGUGGAGUCAGUGAACAUCGGUGACCUGGUGUACUUCAGCGUACAACUAGUAUCCGCGACCAGGCAGGGCAACACGCUGUACUGCGCAGUCCCCCCGGGGCGCCCUGUGGCCCUGCUCAGCUCCCUCGGGGCCAAGACCAUGCUGAAAGCUAUUGUUGAAGGCCUCGGCUACAAAACGUACACGGACGAGAGCCUCCACGGGCGCGACAUCCCGUCCCUCCUGCGCAUCCACUCGCGGGGCUCCGGCGACGACAACGUGGAGCUGCUCACAGGCGCCCCGGAGUACCGGCCGCAGCCGCUGCUCACUGACAACGGCAUCGACUUCACUUACAAGGGCUACAACGAGGAGUACAUGGAGCUGGUGAUGGGCCCCAACCCGCCGCUGAUGACGGACCUCAAGAUACAGACAUCCGAGCCGUUUUUUGAUCCUAACAGGUUGAGGAAAAACAUAAACCUGACCAUAGAGCUGAAGAGCCCGGACAUCGCGUCCACGCUGAAGGAGUGGGUGAAGCUCGGCGCGCUCGCCCCCACCUCCCCGCUCGUGCAGAUCUUCCAACAGACGCAGAGCAACAGCAUCGCCUACCAGCGAGAUGAUUGAGACGGCACAGACUUUGUGAUGACAAAUGUGACAGUGACAGCAUAAACGUCAAUAGGGUCCACACAGAGCGAGCAAGAUUACGAGGAAAUUUCCUCCCGCGGCAAACUCCCCGCCUCGCGCGUCCUGCUCGUGUAACUUUUGCCUUAGCACGCUUGCCUCACCCGUGCCAAUUUGCUCGGCAAGAUGGCGUCACUCAAUCAGCUGUUCAAAAUGGCACCGCACUUAAUGACUGCAGUGGCUUAAGUUUCUUUUAUUUUGGUAUUUAAAGCAAUUAAAAAAAAUGAGGAAGAAAAGAAGGACACGACAAUUUGCGACAUUCGUUAUUAUCAUUUUUUUCCAACUUUGUCAUGUUUUGACAACUUUAACGUAAGUACGAACAGAAUAACCACACGCGCCAUAAACAAACACGUCUACAAUGGCGCGCGGCAACGUCUGGUCGGGCGAGGAAAACGCAUGCGCCGCCUCGGCCGAGGCACGUCUACACUGGCGGUUUUGUGCGCGGAAAUUGCUUCGCACGUAUGCUCGCUCUGUAUGAACCCGCCUAAUUUUGUUCUAUCUGACCGUUUUUAAUCGCAUUUCCCUACUUUGUUUUUUUGAAAUAGGUGCGGUGUUAUAGUUCGUGUCACCCACGACAACGCGCAGAUUAGUCAAAUCUAAACUUUAACAAUAUGGUAUCACGAGUCAAGGCUCGUGUCGUCGUGAGUGACACGAUCUAUGGCCCUGUUCUGCAACAAACGCCGUAAGUCGCGUCCGGCGUGACGCUGUACGCGACGUACGAAUGCUUACUAUGGAAAUGCACUAUAGUGGUCUCUCUCACACGCCAGACGCCGUGCGCCGCGUGUGGCGUGACGCCAACGGACGCGGUUACUCUCGUCUGGGCAACCGUUUUGUCACGAACAGGCGGAAAUCGUAGACAUUUUGAAUAACGCGCUUUUUCAAUGACGAAAAUAGACUAUAAAUAAGUAUAUUUCAUGUAUUUGACUAAUAAAGACUGAUAUAAAACGA
Cydia pomonella (codling moth) is the source of this 2107-nucleotide messenger RNA. RefSeq lists its product as uncharacterized. Bases 116 to 1102 code for a protein of 328 amino acids. The transcript has 7 exons. The record is from RefSeq and is a predicted model, not a curated record. Lineage: Eukaryota; Metazoa; Arthropoda; Insecta; Lepidoptera; Tortricidae.